Messenger RNA from Teleopsis dalmanni, 2443 nucleotides. Its product is annotated as putative inorganic phosphate cotransporter. Gene Ontology annotation, cellular component: plasma membrane. Lineage: Eukaryota; Metazoa; Arthropoda; Insecta; Diptera; Diopsidae. Bases 901 to 2322 code for a protein of 473 amino acids. The record is from RefSeq and is a predicted model, not a curated record. Gene Ontology annotation, molecular function: transmembrane transporter activity. Gene Ontology annotation, biological process: transmembrane transport; monoatomic anion transport. The transcript has 4 exons.
ACAGUAAAUAUUUGUUUUAAUGAGAAGCUGUGAAUGAAUCUUUAUAAACGAAUCACUACUAGCAAACCAAUUGAUACCCCAACCAAAGUAACAUAGAUCACUAAAAUAAAUAGAGAGAAAAAAAGAGAAAUUCAGCUAAAAAACAAUACAAAUGGGAUACCCCUAUUACAGACAUACAGACCCAAAAAAUAAGCAGCACUUAUCUAUGAAUUAUAGCUGGAGAAGUAUAUGUGUAACCGUGUCAUUGACCCAUACCUUGUGUUUUGUCAAGACAAUAGUUUUUCCAAAUAUAUAAUUAGUAACUUAUCGAACUGAGGGACCGUAUACAACAUAAUAACAAGUAUUAUACAACGGCUGCGAGGCAAUGAACAAUCUGAAUCAAUAUGAGAAACACUAGACCAAUAUCAAAUAAGGAACUAUGAGUAGAUCUUAAAGUCUUAUCUGCUUCACAAAGGGAUAUUUAAUUUAAUGGUGGUAGUGAAACAACAGAAUAGUAGUAGCCUCGGGAAUAUUGGUUUAGUCGGUAAAAACAUAGCACAUUUGGAAAUAACUGUUUUAAGGAUUUCCUAUGAAAAGUAAAAGACACCUAUUGACAAAUAUAAUCUAAUUGACUCACACCUUUGAGUUGACCGAUAUGAUUCUAUGUUCAAGAAACGCCCAUUCACAACUUUUCAAAUAUAACGGCAAAGUCAAUAGACCGUUUGCAUGCGUUAUGUACAGGGUGUAUUCCGCCUUUCAUUGCGCUGUCCGCAAGUGUGUCUUAUCUAAGUUUAAAUUUCGAAAAGUCUACCCACCAAAAUACUUAAAAUAUUUUUCUUUUGAUAAGAGUUUUGUCAGACUAGUUCGAAGACUUCCACUGUGAAGAGGUUAGUGCAUUUGUGUUGAAUAAGUUUUGAGUAAAUGGCAAAAAAUCGCAGAUAUGAGCCCAGCGGCUCCGUUCGGUUAUUGGGUGUGCGACAUCUUCAAUGUUUCUUGCUCUUCCUUGGGACGUCGGUGGCGUUUGCAAUGCGCGUGAAUUUAUCAAUGGCGAUCGUAGCAAUGCUGGAUACAACUUCGACAACUCCUGGUAUACCUGUUUAUAAUUGGUCUGAAAAAACAAAAUCUGUUGUGUUAAGCAGUUUUUUCUGGGGUUACGUUGGCACACAAGUUCCUGGUGGUUACUUAGCUCGUAAAUUUGGAGGAAAAGCGAUGUUACUUUAUGGAGUACUUAUUUCUUCGGUGCUAACAAUAUUAACACCAGUGACAGCAAAAAUUGGCAACUGGCAGUUAUUGUGUGCUUCUAGGUUAUUGCAAGGACUCAGUCAAGGCGUAUUUUUUCCAUCCGUGCACACAAUAAUAUCCCAAUGGGCGCCAUUGGAGGAGCGUGGUUUACUUGGCACCUUCUCGUAUGUUGGUAGUCAAUUCGGUACUGUCGUCAUGUUAGCGACAAGCGGAAUUAUGAUAUCAUCUUCCUAUGGUUGGCCGAGUAUAUUUUAUAUAUCAGGGUUUGUAGGCCUUUUAUGGGUAGUUGUAUGGGUUAAGUGGGGUGCAAGCACACCAAGUGAUUUUAAAACAAUUUCAGCAUCCGAAAAGCAUCUCAUAGAAAGUUCUAUUGGACAUACAAAUGAUGAAACGGCGCAAAACAUGAAAAUACCUUGGAAACGUAUAUUUACCUCUGUACCAUUUUGGGUGCUCUUCUGUGUACACUGUGCGCAUAAUUGGGGUUUCUGGACAUUACUAAUCGAAAUUCCUUCAUAUUUAAAACACGUGCUUAACAUGAAUAUCAAAAGCAAUGCUUUACUGUCAGCAUUACCUUAUACAGUAAUGCUGAUAUUAGGUAUUGUAUUUGCUAUCAUUUCGACAGUGCUAAGUAAACGGAAGUGCAUACCUCUCACGCUAAGUCGAAAGAUUUUUAAUACAAUUGGUCAUUGGGUCCCAAUGGUAACGCUCAUUUGCCUUUGUUAUGUUGAACCUGGACAAACAACCUUGGCAAUUUUGCUCCUCACUAUAACGGUAGGCAUUAAUUCAGCUGUAACCUUAGGCUUUCAAAUAAAUCAUAUUGAUUUAUCUCCCAACUUCGCUGGAGUCUUGAUGGGUAUUACCAACUGUGCGGCAAAUAUAACAGGAAUUAUUGCACCUUUAGCAGUGGGCUUCAUUGUAACGGACGUGACAAGUGCGGAGCAGUGGAAUCAAGUAUUUUUCAUAGCAGCUGGCAUCUAUUUCGUUGGUAAUUUACUGUUCAUAUCGUUUGGUACAGCCAACGUACAACCAUGGAAUGAUCCUUUACCAAAGCCACAAGAAUUAAGUCUCAUUGAGCAAAAGCCAAGUAAUAUAAAUGGCUAACUGCUAGUAAACUGUGUAAGUCAAAUCGUCGUGACUAUGGGACUAUGUUGAAGAAAACUGUGAUAAUAUUUUUUUCACGGAGAAGACUGCUUAAGUGAAGUGAUAAAUAUAGAAUUUUUGU